GGUCGCUGAUUGGCUGUCGCCAACCAACCUCUUUGCUCAUCGACUACGACGAUGUUCAGAGCAUCGUCGUCAACGUCUCAAAUAUCACGGCCAUUCAAGGCCAAGUUGCGCCGAGGGUUUGCAACCGUGUCAGACCCUCCGGUUCGAAGAUAUGGUGGCUUGAAGGACCAGGAUCGUAUCUUCACUAACGCAUACUGUCGGCACGACCAUGGAAUCAAGGGUGCUCUGUCUCGUGGUGACUGGCACCGAACCAAGGACAUUCUGGCAAAAGGAGAUUCAUGGAUUAUUCAAACCAUUAAAGACUCUGGUCUUCGUGGGCGUGGAGGCGCUGGUUUUCCGAGUGGUUUGAAGUGGAGUUUUAUGAAUAAGCCCGGAUGGGAAAGGGACCCUCGUCCACGAUACCUUGUCGUCAACGCCGACGAGGGUGAACCUGGUACCUGCAAGGACCGAGAGAUUCUGCGUGGUGACCCUCACAAGCUCAUCGAAGGCUGUCUCGUCGCCGGUCGUGCAAUGAAUGCUAGUGCGGCUUACAUUUAUAUCCGUGGCGAGUUCUACCAAGAAGCUUCACACGUCCAACAAGCCAUCACCGAAGCCUACAAGUCCGGUUUCCUCGGAAAGGACGCUUGUGGAUCCGGGUACUCUUUCGAUGUUUACCUCCAUCGUGGUGCUGGCGCCUACAUUUGUGGUGAGGAAACUGCUUUGAUCGAGAGUUUGGAGGGUAAGCAGGGAAAACCACGACUGAAGCCUCCCUUCCCUGCGGACGUUGGAUUAUUUGGUUGCCCUACGACGGUGGCGAACGUCGAGACGGUCGCUGUCGCACCCACAAUCUGCAGGCGUGGUUCAAGUUGGUUCGCAUCGUUCGGCAGAGAGAGGAAUCAGGGUACGAAGCUGUUCUGCAUUAGUGGACACGUCAACAACCCUUGUGUCGUCGAGGAGGAGAUGAGUAUCCCGUUGAAGGAUCUCGUUGAGAAGCAUUGCGGUGGUGUCGUUGGCGGAUGGGAUAACCUGCUGGGUAUCAUUCCCGGCGGAAGUUCCGUCCCAGUUUUGCCUAUCAAGAAGUGUGAGGAGGUUCUUAUGGACUACGACUCGUUAAAGGACGCGCAGUCAGGUCUUGGAACGGGCGCUGUCAUCGUCAUGAACAAGAGCACGGAUAUCGUUGCGGCUAUCGCUCGUUUCGCCCAUUUCUAUAAACACGAGUCCUGCGGUCAAUGUACACCUUGUCGUGAGGGUACAACUUGGAUGAUGAACAUGAUGGACCGGUUCGUUGAGGGCCGAGGUCAUCAACGCGAAAUUGACAUGCUUCUCGAGCUCACCAAACAAAUCGAGGGUCGAACUAUCUGCGCUCUCGGCGACGCCGCUGCCUGGCCCAUCCAGGGUCUCAUGCGUCAUUUCCGUCCCGAAGUCGAACAGCGGAUUGAGAAGUUCAGAGCUGAGAAUGGCCCUGUGUUGUUUGGUGGAAGGCUGAAGAGUCAGACUGAUCCCACACUUGCUAUCCCCGAUAACCUUGGUGCCAACCUACCUGAGGUUGCCCCUCCAAGCUCGUAAGGAUAUGUGACUGGGCGGGAGGAGGAGGCAGGGGGAGGAUAAAACGUUCGCUCUAGCUUUUUUCCUUUCGUGUAUCCAGUCGCGUUACUAAUACAUGCAGAUCCCUUUCCACCUCGCGUUGUAUAGUCUCAGUUGCUGCUUAUAUGGGGAUUGGAUGACAGACGAUCCAAGACCGAUGCAUAAUCAUUGUACGGUACUAAUACUACAUAGCGCUAACAGGAGGGUACUGGUAAUCUCGAGAGUUGCAAUUAGAGGUUUCCUGAUAUAUGAUUCUCAGAACACCGGCCCGUACCAAUGAAUUAAAGUUGAAUUCUAGAUCCC
Somion occarium is the source of this 1866-nucleotide messenger RNA. Lineage: Eukaryota; Fungi; Basidiomycota; Agaricomycetes; Polyporales; Cerrenaceae. The record is from the annotation of a GenBank genome assembly.